AUGGCAUCCUCAGAGCAAGCUCAGUCUUCUACGGAUGGUUUCAAUGCGAGGCCUGACGCUUCAAUCAUCAAUGUGCCAUCUCAGACAGCCUCAGACUACAUCAAUACCCAACUCCGCCUCGAAAAUGAUGCGCGAGAAGUCCUCCCAUUCUCCUUCGACCAUUGCACUAAGGAUCUUGGUCCAUUACGACAGAAUCUCUUCUCUUGUCUGACAUGUAACCCUCCUCCUACAUCCCCUACCGAAACUUUCACACCAGCAGCCGUAUGCUACUCAUGCAGCAUCGCAUGCCAUGGCGAGCACACUCUUGUCGAGCUCUUUCACCGUCGCGACUUCGUCUGCGAUUGUGGUACUACUCGCUUUCCGGCCACCAGUCCCUGUACACUUCGGAUUGACCCUACUACUGGGAUGAAGGCGCCCGUGCAUAAUCAAGAACCUGCUUCGGGAAAUUCCUACAAUCAAAACGCCAGGAAUAGAUUCUGUGACUGUCACGAGUGGUAUGAUGCUGAAAAGGAAAAAGGAACCAUGUUCCAAUGUUUGGGGUUGGCCAGUGAAGAGCAAGGCGGGUGCGGUGAGGAUUGGUGGCACCCAGAAUGCGUAGUCUGGGGCGGAGAAGAAGGCAGCAAGCGGAGAAUGGAUGCAGAUGAAAAGAGGAAAGAAAAACGAAGGAAGAAAGAUACAAUUCCAGAGGGUCAGACAACGGAGGGAGAAGCGCAGGAGGAAGAUCAAGACGAAGAGAAUGAACUUCCCGCCGGCUUUCCAGAUGAAGACGAUUUUGAUACCUUCAUCUGCUGGAAAUGCGUUGAAGCCGUGCCUUCACUGAAGCAAUAUGCCGGCACUGAAGGCUUUCUACCUGCGGUCUUCUUGCAAGACAAAGAGCCAGCAGAGAAUGGCCAUACAGUGAACGGUCAUGCACUCGAGACAGCUGCGUCACCCAAUCCAGAGCCCAGCGCUCCACCAAACCAAAACGGCGAACCCGCCACCACCAGCGUCCCCACCCUGGCAAGCGAAAUAAGUAAGAAGCGCAAAGCAUCAGACACCGACCUCAACGACGCCGAGACCGCCUCCACCUCCUCCAAGAAGCCCAGAGCCGACCUCGAGGAACCAACACCCGCCCACCCAGCAGCCUACCACACCCUCCUCCCCCCUCCCCCGACCAGCAAACUUUCCCUCUUCUGCACAACUGACUUCCGCUCCUCUCUCUGCCGCUGCGCAACCUGCUACCCUCUCCUGCGCCCGCACCCUCAACUCCUCGAAGAAGAAGACACCUACGAGCCACCACUCUCCCCCGCUGCCUCCGCGCGUGCUUCCCCAUCCCACCCGAACCACCGCACCACGAACUCCAACGGCAGCGUCGGCUCAAAAGCAUCUACGACAUGGGCGAAGAAGCGCUUAGCAAUGUCGAUAGAGUGA
Molecule: messenger RNA, 1410 nt
Organism: Bacidia gigantensis
Lineage: Eukaryota; Fungi; Ascomycota; Lecanoromycetes; Lecanorales; Ramalinaceae
Exons: 1
Coding region: 1-1410 (469 amino acids)
Cellular component (GO): cytoplasm
Molecular function (GO): ubiquitin protein ligase activity; zinc ion binding
Source: RefSeq, a predicted model, not a curated record